AUGUCAUUCGGAGAUUAUCUCAUUCUCGUCCAGAAUACAUUUCUGAUUGCGCUCAUCUCUUGUCCAACAUGGAUUCUCUGUAAAGGAAAAAAGAAGGCGUCUGGAGGCGGAGGAGCGCAGACACCGUCGAAACGAGGAUCCUCCACGGAGUCUCUUGCCGUCAAAUCUGCUAUUAAACCUGCCGUAACUGAUCCAUCUCCGAGUACACUGGGUCCAGUAAAAGAAGAAACGAAAAAUGAAGAGCCAAAAGCAGGAGAAGUGAAGACAAGUGGUGAAAGUAAGGAUGCAGGAGGAGGUGGAGAAAAAAGAGGAUCAGAUGAUGGGAAAGAUGAAGGACAAAAGGAUGAAAAAGGUUCUGAUGGCAAGGAAUCCAAAGAUCGAUCUCUGAAACCAUUCCCAAAGUUUGAAAUGCCAACUGAAAGUAAGAAAAAGAAGAAGAUGAACGAUCACGAGAAAGACAAGAAGGAGAAAGUAAAGGCUGGGUUCUAUCAGGAAAAGUCAGAUGAAGAUGAUACACUGGACAAAGUAGACAGUCUUCGAGUUGAGCAAUCGGAUAAAACGAAACGAUCGCAGAAGAAGAAAAAGUGA
Molecule: messenger RNA, 588 nt
Organism: Caenorhabditis briggsae
Lineage: Eukaryota; Metazoa; Nematoda; Chromadorea; Rhabditida; Rhabditidae
Exons: 3
Coding region: 1-588 (195 amino acids)
Source: RefSeq, a predicted model, not a curated record